AUGGGAUCGUUCAAGAUCUCCAUAGCAUCAUGUAGCUUCAUUCUCUUAGCAAUCUUCUGGCCAUCUCGAGCUCAAAACUCACAACAAGAUUAUCUCGACGUUCAUAACGCGGCUCGUGCACAAGUUGGUGUUGGCCCGAUAGCUUGGGACGACGUGGUGGCUGCCUAUGCACAAAACUACGCCAAUCAGAGGAUAAACGACUGCAAUUUGGUGCACUCUGGCGGCCGUUACGGUGAGAACUUAGCUGAAGGCAGCGGAGACUUAACGGGCAGCGAUGCCGUCAAUCUGUGGGUAAGUGAGAAGCAAUACUACGAUUACAGCUCCAACACAUGCGCUCAAGGGCAGCAGUGCGGGCACUACACUCAGGUGGUUUGGAGCAACUCGGUCCGUCUGGGCUGUGCUAGGCUUCAAUGCACAAAUAACGGUUGGUGGUUCGUGAUUUGCAGUUAUGAUCCCCCUGGCAACUAUGUUGGUCAGCGUCCUUAUUCUGCAGUUAUGAGCCCCCCUGUCUAG
Coffea eugenioides is the source of this 513-nucleotide messenger RNA. RefSeq names its product pathogenesis-related protein 1A-like. The transcript has a single exon. Gene Ontology annotation, cellular component: extracellular region. The record is from RefSeq and is a predicted model, not a curated record. Bases 1 to 513 code for a protein of 170 amino acids. NCBI's taxonomy places the organism in Eukaryota, Viridiplantae, Streptophyta, Magnoliopsida, Gentianales, Rubiaceae.